This is a messenger RNA of Neoarthrinium moseri, 288 nucleotides long. RefSeq lists its product as uncharacterized. NCBI's taxonomy places the organism in Eukaryota, Fungi, Ascomycota, Sordariomycetes, Amphisphaeriales, Apiosporaceae. Bases 1 to 288 code for a protein of 95 amino acids. The transcript has 2 exons. The record is from RefSeq and is a predicted model, not a curated record.
AUGUCUGCACGAAUGGUCUCCGCAGGGGCUCGCAGCCUCCUUGCGGCUUCUUCUUCCCCCAUGCGCUCUACCGCGACCCGCACCUUCAGCUCGACAUCCCGCCAACUCGCCGAUGCGACUGUCGCCCUGCCAGCUCGCAAGCCCGUCGGUGCUUUCCGCGGAGGUCUCUUCGGCUUCCUGCUCGGCAGCACCCUCGCCGGCGCCGGCGUCUACACAUACGUUCUGCAGGAGUACAAGGCAUCGAACGAGCUCUUGACCGAGGAUAUCUAUGUACGCUUCUGCAUUUGA